Messenger RNA from Quercus robur (English oak), 417 nucleotides. RefSeq lists its product as uncharacterized. NCBI's taxonomy places the organism in Eukaryota, Viridiplantae, Streptophyta, Magnoliopsida, Fagales, Fagaceae. The coding region runs from base 1 to 417 and encodes 138 amino acids. The record is from RefSeq and is a predicted model, not a curated record. The transcript has a single exon.
AUGGUGUUAGUUGAUCAAGGCAGUGCCGUGGAGGUAAUGUACCCUGAUUUAUACAAGGGGCUGAACUUGAAGCCAGAAGACUUGUCGCCAUACGAUUCCCCUCUGGUCAGCUUUGAAGGAAAAAUCGUCACCCCAAAAGGCAUGAUAAGGCUGCCUGUGCAAACAGACUCGGACGUAGUAGAGGUGAACUUCAUUGUCGUAGAUGCGUACUCUCCCUACACCGUUAUCGUGGCCCGGCCGUGGCUUCACGCACUAGGGGCUGUGCCAUCAACCUUGCACCAAAAAGUGAAGUAUCCGUCGGGAAGCCAAAUCAAAGAAAUAAUUGGGAACCAAGGAAUGGCUAGGCAAUGCAUGGUGUCGGCAAUCUCACGACGACCAAAUAGUGAACCUUCCACUUCAGUCGAGAACGGCUUAUAG